Molecule: messenger RNA, 2749 nt
Organism: Mauremys mutica (yellowpond turtle)
Lineage: Eukaryota; Metazoa; Chordata; Testudines; Geoemydidae
Gene: TACR1
Product: tachykinin receptor 1
Exons: 5
Coding region: 155-1534 (459 amino acids)
Biological process (GO): G protein-coupled receptor signaling pathway; positive regulation of flagellated sperm motility
Cellular component (GO): sperm midpiece; plasma membrane
Molecular function (GO): substance P receptor activity
Source: RefSeq, a predicted model, not a curated record
GCGAGGUGAUGAGAAACAACUCCACCACCUCUCCCUGCACAUAGCUGUAGCUUGAUCAGUGACUGAGAUAGCUGUCCGGUUUCCUUUGGCGAACAAUCGGGCCACCGAGGCAGGCUCCAGAGACAGAAUUUACAGAUGUGCCCCACAAUUACAGAUGUGCCACAGCUGUAGCCGACUCCUUCUCGCCCCACCUAACCCAAACCUUCAUGACCAGUUGCCACCUGGCUCUAGCACUGCUGGCCGAGGAGGACUCUCCCCCACACACCGCAUUUUCUUGGAGCGGAGGAGAGCGGGGAAGAUGGAUGAUGACUUGUAUGCGGAGGAGAACAUAGACUAUCUAUUGUCCCACAACAGGUCUGUCAAUGAAUCCGAUGCCAACCAGUUCGCGCAGCCCGCUUGGCAGAUCACCCUCUGGGCUGUCGCCUACUCUCUCAUUGUGAUCGUGGCGGUGGUGGGGAAUAUCGUGGUGAUGUGGAUCAUCCUAGCGCACAAGAGAAUGAGGACGGUGACCAAUUAUUUCCUGGUGAACCUGGCUUUUGCAGAAGCCUCCAUGGCCGCCUUUAACACCGUCGUCAAUUUCACCUAUGCCAUCCACAACGAGUGGUACUAUGGGCUGCUCUACUGCAAGUUCCACAACUUCUUCCCCAUCGCCGCGGUGUUUGCCAGCAUCUACUCCAUGACGGCCAUCGCCGUGGACAGGUACAUGGCUAUUAUCCAUCCAUUGCAACCCAGAUUGUCAGCCACAGCCACCAAGGUGGUCAUCACCGUUAUUUGGUCCCUGGCUUUAUUGCUGGCGUUCCCGCAGGGUUAUUACUCGAUGACAGCACAGCUUCCCAACAGGGUGGUGUGUCUGGUGGACUGGCCGGAGUAUGACACCAGGGCCUAUGAAAAAACGUAUCAUUUCUGCGUGACUGUGCUGAUCUACCUCCUGCCGCUCCUGGUGAUAGGAUGUGCCUACACGGUGGUUGGCAUCACUUUGUGGGCUAGUGAGAUACCUGGCGAUUCUUCUGACCGCUACCACGAGCAAGUGUCUGCCAAGCGAAAGGUGGUGAAGAUGAUGAUCGUUGUGGUAUGCACGUUCGCUGUCUGCUGGCUGCCCUACCACAUCUACUUCCUCUUGCAUUUUUUUAACCCCGAUUGGUACCAGGAGAAGUUUAUCCAGCAGGUCUACUUAGCGGUCAUGUGGCUGGCCAUGAGCUCCACUAUGUAUAACCCAAUCAUCUACUGCUGCCUCAACGACAGAUUCCGCAUUGGCUUUAAGCACGCUUUCCGGUGGUGCCCUUUCAUCAACGCUAGGGAAUACGAAGGGCUGGAAAUGAAGUCUGCCAGGUACCUCCAGACCCAGAGCAGCAUGUACAAGGUCAGCCGGAUGGAGACAACUGUAUCCUCUGUCACCGGCAACACUGAGGAAGACAUUGAAGAGAGCAACAAAAUUAAGCGCCUGUCCGUGGAUAUGACAUCCAAUGGCUCCUCCCGCAGUGACUCUAAAACCGUCUCCGAGAGCUUCAGCUUCUAUUCCAACACACUCUCCUAAGCUGCCAUCCAACUGAGCAAGGGUCAGAAAAUAUUGCUUAUACCUACGCCCUAGGUCUCCAUUAACCACAUAUCCAGGUGUGCCUGUGUUCACCUUUUCCUGAUGAAGAUGCUAUGCCUUGGUUGUGGCAGUAGCCAUCUCUCAACAGUGUGCCUGUCUGACCCAGUGUAAUUACAUCGGUUAAUAUCAAUAAUAUCUUCUCUCUCCAUGGUAUCUUGCAGUCUUUUGCUGGACUGAAUGCUUAACCGAUGCUGUUCACUGAAAGCAGAUAUUAAUUUAUGAUACAGCAUUACAGAAAAAAGAUGGUAGGUAUCAGAACUUGGCCUUCAGUGCUGCUGUUCAUUCUCAAGCUAUGCUCUGCCAUUGAUUGUGUCUGAAUGCAAUAUAGAUUUCCACCGGGGGGGAGGGGUCCAUCUCCUUUCCCCAGUACUUUUGCUAUCAUAUCUCCUCCCUUACUUGCCAUUCACUUGUUGCUGAUUAACAAAAUGGAGAAAUGGUACCAAUAGAGGAAGAUAGGGCUAGUGACUUAUGAAACAACCAAUACACCUCUACCAGCUUAGUAGGCAACACUGCAGCAAAGGCCGCCUCUCUUGCACAUGGUGUGUUAAACACAGAGGACUUCAGUUCCUUUUAGGUGAAGAAAAGAUUGAGCUCUUGAGGUUUAUUGCUACCAUGCCUUUCUUUUUAUUCUCCACUACUCAGCUAUACUGAGUAUAUGUCAAGGUAUACUCCUCCUUCUCCCAAGGAUCCUAUCUGUAGUGUAGUCCAGCAGAGUUUACUGGAUUCAAGUUAAAGUUGACCAUGUGACCUGUUCAGCUUCUUUUGCUCUUACAGCUGAAAAGGUUCUAGCACAACCCUUGAUUUCCUCUGGGUCUCCUAGACUCACUCUUUGCACGAUCCUAACCUCAUGAUGCAAAGACUUCAAGAUCUAGGACUGCAGAAUCAAGCCAGAACCUCAGGUGUUUUCUCUAGCUGGCUGGCUCUGGGGGUUUCAGAUACACCUCAAUCCAUUGGCCUUGCUCUAAUUCCUUCACAAAGCUAAUUUGACACUCUAGAGCUUGGGAAAGCCUUUGUUUAAAGUUCUAUAUGGGGUUUGUGGCUUCUAUCACCAUUAUCUGGAUAGUCCAAGAGACGCACAAUACCAAAUUCACUACUAUGUUCUUCCCUUUUUAAUGCCCCCCCCCCCAAUGCCCACCAAAUUAUUCUUAGUAUAUA